AUGAGAAGAGGCGACCAAGCAUUAGUGGACCUACUUUUAAAGGAGAAGGCAACGAUCAAUGCGCUGGAUCAACGCGGGAGGACGCCUCUCUGCCUUGGCGUCCUUGAAGGCCGAGCAACCGUGGUGAAGGCGCUGCUUCAGAGGACUGUCGAUACCAACAUUCCUGACAAUGAGAAACGAACGGUACUACACCAUGCGGCACAGAAUGGCAACUGCGAAAUCGUGCGGAUCCUGGUCGACCACAAAGCCGACCCACAUGCCCGCGACGCCCAGAUGAAGAAAGCCUGGCAGCUCGCGGCUGAAAAUGGCGACCACCCAGAUAGUUUGGUGCCAAUGGUCCAACUCCUCGUCGAGAAGGGAGUGGACAAAGACGCGAAAGACCGAUUUGGCAGGGCAGCAAUCGGGAUAGCGGCCGAGUACAAGAAACAUGAGGUUUUGGGGUUGCUACUCUCAAAGGGUGCGAACCCAGACAUCCCGGAUCCGAGGGGCCAGACACCGAUACUGUGGGCGGCGAAAACCUGA
Molecule: messenger RNA, 522 nt
Organism: Cryphonectria parasitica EP155
Lineage: Eukaryota; Fungi; Ascomycota; Sordariomycetes; Diaporthales; Cryphonectriaceae
Product: ankyrin
Exons: 2
Coding region: 1-522 (173 amino acids)
Molecular function (GO): protein binding
Source: RefSeq, a predicted model, not a curated record